AUGGAACGUUGGGAUUUGCUGGGAUUUCUAAUCAUCACAUUGAACUGCAAUGUAACAAUUGUGGGGAAGAUCUGGCUCAUCUUCAUGAUCAUGCUGAGGAUAGUGAUAAUUAUUUUGGCAGGCUAUCCAAUCUACCAAGACGAACAAGAGAGAUUUGUUUGCAAUACUUUGCAACCAGGAUGCUCCAAUGUAUGCUAUGACAUGUUCUCUCCUGUAUCUCACUUCCGAUUUUGGCUGAUCCAGAACGUAUCUGUUCUCCUACCAUAUGCCCUGUUCAGUGUUUAUGUCUUUCACAAAGGAGCCCUCCAUGCUGCCAUGGGGGCCCGCCAACCAGAUUUUUGUAAAGCAAGGCAUACCCUCCCUGACCAGAGAGUAGUGAAGGGAUCUGGCUGUUCUCAACGAAAUUUCCCUGACUUUUCCACUGCGUAUAUAAUACAACUUCUUCUGAGGAUCCUGACUGAAGCUGCUUUUGGUGGUGCCCAAUACUAUCUCUUCGGAUUCUGGGUUCCAAAGCGAUUCUCCUGCUACCAUUCUCCUUGUACAAGCACGGUAGAUUGCUAUAUCUCCCGGCCCACAGAGAAAUCAAUCAUGAUGCUUUUUAUUUGGGGAGUCAGCGCUCUGUCCUUUCUUCUAAGUUUUAUUGACCUGAUUUGUUGCAUGCAGAGAUGGCUGAGACGGAAGCAUUUGGCUAAACGGAUGAUGAAAAACGUUUGUGUCAGUGAAGAUCAGGGCCCCCCGCACUUUCCUCCUGGUCAAGCCAAACACUGUUUGAGCUCAGAGGUAGGGCGGGAGCCUCCAAAACGGGUGAAAAGGGUUAGUCAAACUAGUGAGAAUGCUGGGUGGCCUGAGUCUCGAGGGGAAGAUGAUAUCCCUCUUCCUUCUAUGUUGUGGCCUAAAGAUAUAGCUUCCAGGUCAAACCUUAAUAGCCCUGGUCGUAAGUCUUGCUCAUCUGGAAGAAUGACUUUUCUGGAUGAAGAUGGCAGCGACGUGAUGUCCAAUGGCAGUGAACAGCAAGGGAUAGCUUCUAAAGAGAGGCAAAGCAGGCCUUUCAAAGAGGUUGGCAGGUCCAAAGACAACCCCCAGCUUGAAGAGUUUGCCUCUGGCCCUCGAAGCAGACUUGGAGGACAUUAUUCAUCCAAUGAGCCGAAACCUUCUACCUCUCCUGUGAGCUGCGGCAGCCCAGGCUACCUACGGGCCAAGAAGUCUGAAUGGGUAUGA
This is a messenger RNA of Gracilinanus agilis (Agile Gracile Mouse Opossum), 1218 nucleotides long. It is a transcript of the gene GJD4, whose product is annotated as gap junction protein delta 4. The transcript is spliced from 2 exons. Gene Ontology annotation, cellular component: connexin complex. Gene Ontology annotation, biological process: cell communication. NCBI's taxonomy places the organism in Eukaryota, Metazoa, Chordata, Mammalia, Didelphimorphia, Didelphidae. The coding region runs from base 1 to 1218 and encodes 405 amino acids. The record is from RefSeq and is a predicted model, not a curated record.